This is a messenger RNA of Triticum aestivum (bread wheat), 2162 nucleotides long. RefSeq names its product hydroxycinnamoyltransferase 1. NCBI's taxonomy places the organism in Eukaryota, Viridiplantae, Streptophyta, Magnoliopsida, Poales, Poaceae. The record is from RefSeq and is a predicted model, not a curated record. Gene Ontology annotation, molecular function: acyltransferase activity, transferring groups other than amino-acyl groups. The transcript is spliced from 2 exons. The coding region runs from base 179 to 1372 and encodes 397 amino acids.
UGUCACCAUAGUACGCUUUCUCUUCCAAGAUCAGCCUUUGCUUCGCCUUUUCAUCUGGUUCCUGCAUAUGGUGCUCUUUUUCUUGUAUUCUGUCGCAACUUUACGGUGCCCAUGAGCGCACUUGUUCUCAUUCAAUUUUCGGGGUUUGUUGACAAACUUUGCUCUUUUGGUCGGAUAGAUGGCGAUCAUGGUGCGGCGAUCAACCAUGGUGAGGCCGGCGAGGGAGACGUUGCGGACUCGGCUAUGGAACUCCCACCUCGACCUACUGGUGCCGCGCUUCCACACGCCCAGCGUCUACUUCUACCGCCGCCCCGUGGAGAUAGCAGCCAUGGAAGGCUUCUUCGACGGCGAGCGGAUGUGGCAAGCGCUGGCGGAGGCACUCAUCACCUUCUACCCGAUGGCUGGCCGCCUUGCCCGGGACAAGGAGGGGAGGGUGGAGAUCGACUGCAACGGUGAGGGGGUACUCUUCGUCGAGGCCGAUGCGCCGGACUCCACUAUCGCUGACUAUGGCGACUUCGCGCCCACCAUGGAGCUCAGUCGCCUCAUCCCGGCCAUUGACUACACCCAGGAAAUAUCAUCCUUCCCACUCGUCGUUCUCCAGGUGACCUACUUCAAGUGUGGAGCUGUCUCCCUCGGUGUUGGAACACAACACCAUGUCGCUGAUGGCAUGUCCGGGUUGCACUUCAUUAACUCAUGGUCUGAUCUCUGCCGUGGGGCUAAAAUUGCAGUCAUGCCCUUCAUUGACCGCACCCUGAUCCGCGCUCGAGACCCCCCAACUCCAUGUCACCCACAUGUUGAGUAUCAUCCAUCCCCAGCAUUGUUGCCAUCCAUAACCCAGGAUCUCUCUUAUAAGGCAACAUCGUCUGGCACUACUGUUGACAUCUUCAAGCUCACCAGCUCAGACAUUGGCCGCUUGCGCUCGCAGCUUCCCAAAGGCGACGAUAUUUCACGGUUCAGCACAUACACAAUGCUAUCUGCGCAUGUCUGGCGUUGUGUCUCUCGCGCGCGUGGCUUGCCAUCUGAACAGCCUACCAAGCUGUAUUGUGCCAUUGAUGGGCGGAAACGGCUGAAUCCCCCACUACCAGAAGGUUUCUUAGGCAAUGUGUUGUUCACCGCCACACCGAUUUUGGAGGCAGGCUGUUGUGCCGCUUCUUCUUCUAUCCCUCGUUGUCUGUCACAACUCUCUCCUCUCUCAAGCGAACAAGAUCGCACACUUGGAAGGAACACACACACACCUCACCGUGGAGGAACCAGCUUUGCUUUGUUCUCCCGGUCAGACACACAUAUGCUACAUCCUUUCUCCUCAGCCCUCUCGGCCUCACUCCUUUCAUUACUCCGAUGCAAGAUAUAUAUACACAUAGCCAGGGGCUAAUGGCCUCAUGCAAAUCCCAUGCACACGCACGCACACAUAGCCCGGCCGGCAUACUCGCCACUAACCACACCACCUCCUUGCAUGCAGUAAGCCACUAACUAACUAACCCAUAUCUACAUGCACGUACUACUGGCCUUAUCUUACUCCUUGCUAGAAUAACUCCAACUGCCACAAGACUCGGCCAUAUUCAGCAGCCACCGCAACGGCCAGGCUCAACUUGAUCUUCCAACCCAUCACGCUCCAGCGACCAUCGCGUCGUGCCGCAUCUCACGGCUUGGCCGUAUCUCACAGCAACAUUGACAUCUCGUCGUGCUCGCCGCGUCGCACGGCAGCCUGACAUCUCAUCUUCUCCGCGUGCCUCCGCUGAAGCUUCACCGCACUAGCUACUCUCUAACCUAUCCUACAUGCACAACGAAAGCAAACUAAAUAUGCAGAUACAUGGAAUCAAGAUUAAGUCUAACAUUCACCCCCUAAUCUUGAUUCUCCUAUCAUCAACGCAGAUCCCCCACAACCACUUGACAACGUCAUCGCAGCGCCGUGCACCUUGCCGUGGACGACGUCGUCGCAGCGCCGGACACCCCCAUGCACCAUCUUGUCGUGGUCGACGCCAUCGCAGCGCCGGACACCACCAUGCACCAUCUUGUCGUGGUCGACGCCGUCGCAGCGCCGGACACCACCAUGCACCAUCUUGUCGUGGUCGACGCCUUCGCAGCACCGGACACCAUCAUGCACCAUCUGGUCGUGGUCGACGCCGUCGCAGCGCCCAUCACUGUUGGAAAUAACCACGAUG